AUGGUGGCGCCCGCGAGCGUCACCGCGUCGGUGUCGGCCAUCGACAAGGAUUUCUCCCGUCCCCCAAAGACCCACGGCCCCGGACACUCCGUCAUGCUCCGCCAACCUCGCCGCCCACCAACUCGCGCCACCACGGUCACGCCACCACCACCGCCGUCUCACCGUGACCCACCGACGAAGACCGACAAAACCGGUAGGAAACCCCCGAGCCGAGGGGAGUCUGGACAGCAGCCUCGCAGGAGGACGCCACCUCCACCGCCAGCUGCGGUGACAGACCGGACGCAGCUACAGGAGCAAACCAGGCCCCUCUGGCCCGGCCGAGCCCGACGGGCUCGUGAAGCUCCCGUGGCCGCGCUGCAGUCCACGCGCCGCCGUCCUAGCCACACUCAGCAGGAGAGUCUCCACCAGCCGUCGGGAGCAGACCUAGGAUGCCGGAUCCGGCCCGCCCAAGCCCGAGAUGGGGCCCGGGCAGGCCCGGAUCCGGGUCGAACCGCGCCGCCCGUGCCGCCGUGA
Messenger RNA from Lolium perenne, 513 nucleotides. The record is from RefSeq and is a predicted model, not a curated record. NCBI's taxonomy places the organism in Eukaryota, Viridiplantae, Streptophyta, Magnoliopsida, Poales, Poaceae.